CUCUGAAAGGAAAAAUCUUCCGCAGUCCAAAUCGAUUGAAAAAUGGCGGCUGUCAACAUCACAGCAAAGAUUUCUUUUAUAUUUAUCGUUUCGUUAUUCUUUUCAUAUUGUAGUGCAUCAUUUGAAAAUUUGUAUUGUGGACAAGAUAAUUGCUAUGAUGUUCUUGGAGUAACUAGAGAUGCAACAAAGGGUGAAAUUUCAAAAGCUUACAGAAAGCUUGCAAGAAAGUAUCAUCCUGAUGUAUAUAAGGAAAAAGAUGCAGAAGAGAGAUUUAGAAAGAUAGCAACUGCCUAUGAGACACUAAAAGAUGAUGAAGCUAGGACUGACUAUGAUUACAUGUUGGAUAAUCCAGAAUAUGCAUACUACCAUUACUACCGAUACUACAAGAGACAGGUCACCCCUAAGGUUGAUGUUAGGAUUGUCAUAGCUGCUACAGUAUCUGUCAUCUCAGUUUUACAGUAUAUGCACAAACAUGUUAGGUUUAAUGAAGCUAUAGAAUAUGCUAUGCAGCAGCCAAAAUUUAAAAACCAGGCAAUGAAAGUUGCCCAUGAUGAGGGUUUACUGGUCAAAGGCAAAAAGGCAAAGGGUAAAAAGUCGAAGGAAGAGAGAAAAGAGGAAGAAGCUAGAAUACUGCGAGAAGUUGUUGAGAAUUCAAUUGACAUACGGGGAGGUUAUAGUAAACCAUCGCUAAGAGAUAUUCUUUGGGUGCAGCUAGCGAUGAGCCCUUAUUACAUAGUCUUGUACAUCGCAUGGGCCGCACGAUGGAUUUGGAAAUUCUGGAUUUUGAAAGAGGAGUAUGGUUCUGAGGAGAAAGAGUACUUGACACGGAAGGCAAUUGGAGUUAGUGAUUUAUAUUGGGAGGCUAUUGAUGACCUUGCCCGAAAAGACUAUUUAAACCGCGAGUUAUGGGUUAAAGAAAACUUGAAGGCAUUCAAGGAGGAACAGGAAGAAGAGAUGAGAGUCAAGAUGGCUGAAAAUAAUAAACACAAAAUGUGGAGGCGAUACAUGAAAGCUGGUGGACCCGGAAGAAUGACAUUUGCUGAAGACUAAUUUGCAAUUGUAUCAAACAGUGGCACAUCAGAUCUAUUUACUGUGUAUCAAUUCAUUUGUUUUGUUAAUCAGCAAUAAAAUUGAAUUUUCAUUUUAGUCACUUCAUGUGCUAUACUAAAAAGAAAAGUAAAAUUCUUAA
This is a messenger RNA of Rhopilema esculentum, 1189 nucleotides long. Its product is annotated as dnaJ homolog subfamily C member 25 homolog. The record is from RefSeq and is a predicted model, not a curated record. Lineage: Eukaryota; Metazoa; Cnidaria; Scyphozoa; Rhizostomeae; Rhizostomatidae. Gene Ontology annotation, cellular component: endoplasmic reticulum membrane. Gene Ontology annotation, biological process: protein folding.